Messenger RNA from Rhagoletis pomonella (apple maggot), 1039 nucleotides. Its product is annotated as 5-formyltetrahydrofolate cyclo-ligase-like. Gene Ontology annotation, molecular function: 5-formyltetrahydrofolate cyclo-ligase activity. The transcript has a single exon. Gene Ontology annotation, biological process: tetrahydrofolate interconversion; folic acid-containing compound biosynthetic process. The record is from RefSeq and is a predicted model, not a curated record. Lineage: Eukaryota; Metazoa; Arthropoda; Insecta; Diptera; Tephritidae. Gene Ontology annotation, cellular component: mitochondrion. Bases 562 to 879 code for a protein of 105 amino acids.
UGUCAUUUUGUUAAUUUGUGUAAUUACAUGGCCUGCCACCCAAAACAAAAGUAAGUAAGUAAGGGCAACCAAAAAAAUCGCAGAUAGCAAGUGGGCUGGAACGUUUGAUAAUUUGAUUUAAAGUAACUAAAAAUAUGCAUAGUAUUUGUUGAUGAGCCUUGUAAACAAUAAAUUAUAGGCCCGGAGCAAAUCGGCAAUGCAAACUAAUCACAUGAUAAACAUUUAGACGACAAACACUGGCUUUCACAAAAACAACAAAACUGCUGCAGAUUGCCCUAGUGUCAUUGAUAACCCCUGGCACCCAAGUGGAUGCUUGAUUUUAAUUCCAUGCUCAAGCAGCAGAUAACUUAUGCGGCACUAGUUGGAGCAGGUAAUUGUUGAUAAGGCAUGACAAAUAGGGCAAUUCAUGCAAAAAAUUUAAAGUUUUGGUGUAGUAAAAGCACAGUAUACAGUACCGGUUCGAUCACAGCAAGGCCGGAGCGUGCUUAAUAUCGGCUGUAUUUUAUUUAACAAUCAUAAUCUAAGAAAAAUGUUUUUGUGCCCACGUACAGCGGCAAGCUUAUGGAAAUGGUGCGCGUCAAAGAUUGGCCGGACUACGAGGCGCUGCCACUAACCAAAUGGAAUAUAAAGCAACCUAGUGCAGAGGAGGGACGUGAGAAUUCGCUAACAAAUGGUCGCGGCGUUGAUCUGUUCUUGAUGCCCGGUGUUGCAUUUACGCUAAGUGGCGGUCGUAUGGGCCACGGCAUGGGCUACUAUGACAGCUUUUUGCACCGGCAUUUUAAUAUUUACCCUGAGAAGAAACCAGUAUUAAUGGCUUUGGCAUUCCCUGAACAAAUCGUAGGCGAAAGCACUUUGCCGCUAGAUCCACAUGACGUGUGACUUACAACUGUAAUUAUGGAGUAAUGAGCACACUGAAUUUAGUUGUACAUUUUUGUAAAUAGUAUAUAUGUACACAGAGAUUCACGUUUACUUAUGUGUGUUUAAAUGUACUUUUAUAUUUUUAAUAAAAAGUUAAGUUAACUUAAAUUAACAAAAAAGG